GGCAUUGUAUGAAAAGCUCUGAUGCGUGUGUGAUGCCGGAACUAAAAUUUCGGCGUCAUUCUAAACGAGCCCGUUUAGUGUGUGGACGGUAGCGUCCAAGACCAGCCAGAAUGCUUUGUUUGCUUUAGCUAAGCUGACAUUUUUACGUCGUGCCUGGUACUACUUUUUCAUUUUGAUUAGUUCGUUUUAGACCGUGAGAUGGACCACAAUCCACAGACUAAAGCCGGCAUGGACCGGCCCGACCUGGUUUCCGAGGACGGAAAGAACAGCAAGUCUGUCCUGUGUCAACGAUGCGGAUCCAAAGUGCUGUCCCCGGGAAUGGCUGUGUUCGCAGAGAAAGAGCUUAUACUACCAUCCAUGCGUAAAAAGAGCAACCUCAGUGCCACAGAGGGAUCAGUGGACAGGGACACACUGACCUCCCACUGGUUAGUGGGGGAUAUGUUCGAUUUUGAGAACGUGGGCUUCACUAACGAUGUGGGGAGAAUUAAGUAUCUCAUCUGCGCAGACUGUGAGAUUGGACCCAUCGGCUGGCACUGUUUGGAUGACAAGAUAGGUUACUAUGUUGCGAUAGACAGAGUGAACCAUGUCUAGUUUUAAAGCGUAACGAAACAGAAGAAAUUGUCAAAGUAAAUACACUGUACAGUGGACCCCGCAUUGCAGUGCGUUUUUUUGUUUUUGUUUUUGUUUGUUUUUUGGGGGUUUUUUCCCCCCAAAGAAUUUUCCAUUUCAAAAAAAAAAUUUCAAUUCUUUUUGUCUUUUUUUGAGGGGGGGCAAUUUAAAUUUUAAUUUUAAGCAAUUAUCCACAGAUUUUCGCUAUUUGUGGUCCGGCCCGGACUAUCACUAUCCCCCGUGAAAAGUGCGCGUCCACUGUAGGUGCUUGCUGGAUUUUUAUGGAUUUACUGUCAGUGCUAACCCUUAAAAACACACAUUGAGUUCAUACUGUAGAUGUCACUACUGUUCUUAUUUCUCGCACAGAGAACUGUAUCAUGAUUGUGCUCUAAUAAAAAUAUUAAACUUUCUCAA
Messenger RNA from Phycodurus eques (leafy seadragon), 1023 nucleotides. It is a transcript of the gene rabif, whose product is annotated as RAB interacting factor. Gene Ontology annotation, cellular component: membrane; cytosol. NCBI's taxonomy places the organism in Eukaryota, Metazoa, Chordata, Actinopteri, Syngnathiformes, Syngnathidae. Bases 199 to 591 code for a protein of 130 amino acids. Gene Ontology annotation, molecular function: guanyl-nucleotide exchange factor activity; zinc ion binding. The record is from RefSeq and is a predicted model, not a curated record. Gene Ontology annotation, biological process: small GTPase-mediated signal transduction; post-Golgi vesicle-mediated transport. The transcript is spliced from 3 exons.